Messenger RNA from Rhododendron vialii, 1353 nucleotides. RefSeq lists its product as uncharacterized. The transcript has 2 exons. Lineage: Eukaryota; Viridiplantae; Streptophyta; Magnoliopsida; Ericales; Ericaceae. The record is from RefSeq and is a predicted model, not a curated record. The coding region runs from base 36 to 356 and encodes 106 amino acids.
ACGGAAGUUUCAGCUGUUCUUUACCUUGCUGAGAUAUGUUGCGAUUAUGCAAAGUGCAGGUGUCAGCUUGCCACUACAAAACCAAUCCUGUUUUUGCCGGGCAUUUUGCAAGCAGCAGGACAAUCUCAGCUCCAGAGGCAGUUAAUAUGGACAUUGUACCCUUGAAGCUUGCAGAAGACAGUUUCACCGGCCUACCUCAAAACUUCAGAGGUGGUAGUAAAUGUGGAACAACUGGCGGUCCGAUAAAUAUGAAAAGCCAAAAACAAGGUGUCUUAGCAGAAUUGUUGUAUUGGGCCCAACUAUUGGUUUUACAUACUUGUGGAAAGAACAUCUUGAUAGGAAAAAGAAAACCUUGAAAAGCAACUAUAUGGUUCGGUAUUACUUAGUCGUUGGAUGGAAUUGGGCCCAAUUUUGUAAUUGAUACUCCAAUUUCUUGGGUGCUGAUAUCUUUCACGAGCUACCGUUAUUGCAACGAUACCAACACACUGCAGAUUUGUGUUCUUGUGAUCAACACUUUCUUCACAGCAGUAAUCUUCGUGAAAGUUUAGGGCGUGAAAAUUUGCGAUCGCACUCUCCAUUUGCACUUUUUAAGCCGUUCUUGUUUUGUUCUUCACUUCUCUUUCCCUCAUACCAUUAAGCUUAUUACGGAGCGCAUGACUUAGAUUAUUUGUCCUCUAUGCAGACGGAAGCUAAAUUGUGCUUACUGUUGGUUUAAGAGUUGGUCCAGAUCAACAUACCUGGAAACAGUUCUGUAAAGUUCUAGACAGCACUGUUUACAUCUCUAAACAAAAAACAUCUUCUGUGAAAUCAUAUACACGUUCUUGGUGAUUUCUUGAAAAGUGAAUUUUCGAAUGAUAUUUUCCAGAAAACAUUUGCCAACCUUUUUCGUUAUUUUCACUAAUGCUAACAAAAAUGAAAGCAAUACUAAUUCGCUAUUUUCACUAAUGCUAACAAAAAUGAAAGCAAUACUAAACUAGCCCCUAACUGAAGGCACAGUCCAGAUACCAAUGCCCGAGGGCCACAAACCAUUAUACCUCCACCAUUACUAUUUUUUAGCAUCAAAAUUUAUCAUUUGUGAGCAAUCAAUAGUAUCCAAAAAAUAUUAUUUACAGCUCAAAGAAGCAGGUAACCUCCUAAACCAACUACAGGCCAACUGCUCAAGCAGUGAAAUGGCAAUUUGAAACCAGAUGCUCCAGUUCCAGAAAAACUAACACGUACUAAAACACCUCCUAUGAGAAGGCACAACCUGCACCUAACAAAGAACUUAUACACACAUGGACAAAUUUCUUACAGUCAAUUAGUAGUUCAUAUCACCGAGUAUUUAUCAUGCUGUAACUAUACUGUGUUUUUCCC